AUGGCUUUCGAAGAUAACGAUUCCGAUGAAUAUUUGUGGAGUGAACGUCCUCGGCGUCUUGAACAUCGUUUCUUGGUUUUAAGAAAACUUGGUCAAGGCACUUACGGUAAAGUUCAACUGGCUUUGAAUAAGGAAACAAAUCAAGAGGUUGCAAUAAAAACGAUAAAAAAAGCUAAAAUUGAAAAUGAUGAAGACAUGCUACGAAUUCGACGGGAAAUUCAUAUAAUGACAUCCAUUCGCCAUCCUCAUAUCAUACAUAUUUAUGAAGUUUUCGAAACAAAACAAAAAAUUGUACUUGUGAUGCAAUACGCUAGUGGAGGUGAAUUAUACGAUUAUUUAGGUUGUCACGAAAAACUACCCGAAGAUGAAGCAAGAAGAGUCUUUCGACAGAUAAGUUCCGCCAUAUACUACUGCCAUAAGAAUCAGAUAUGUCACCGAGAUUUGAAGUUAGAAAAUAUACUUUUGGAUCAAGAGGGAAAUGCUCAGAUCGCUGAUUUCGGCUUAUCAAAUAUUUUUGAUGAAAAUCGAAGAAUGAGUACCUUUUGUGGAAGUGCACUUUAUGCUUCGCCAGAAAUUGUCAAAGGAAUGCCGUAUAAAGGCCCAGAGGUAGAUUGCUGGAGUUUAGGAGUCCUUCUCUACACCCUGAUCUACGGCAGAAUGCCUUUCGAUGGAAGAAACUUUAAAGAACUAGUCUCUCAGAUUUCUGAAGGAAGAUAUGAAGAGCCCGUGCAAAAGUCUGAUGCGAGCAAUUUGAUCCGACGACUGCUCACGCCCGAAAUCUCUCUCAGAUCAACGAUAUUGGAUGUAUGCAAGGACGAUUGGGUAAAUAAAGGCUACGAUGUUUCUCUUCUUGAAGCUGCAGAAAGUAUGUGUUCAGCAAGAAAUUUUCAAAAGGAGCAUUUAUUGCCUACGAAGCUGUGCCAAGAAAUAAACGCUAAAAUUGAUUGUGAUAGAACAGUCAUUAAGAAAAGUACCCCACAAAUGAAACAACAAAAAACCAUUCCGCUAAAAAAUUGCACCCCUUUGGGAAAUCCCUCUGAAAACGGCACGAGUGAUGCUAAAAAUUUACAUUUACCAGCAUUGUACGAUCAGAUUCUAAACUAUGAUGUUCGUUUCGUGGUUAAUAAACUUAUUUCAGCUGUUGAAAUACUUAUUAUUACUAGUAUAGUGCCCACAGUAAAAGAAAGCAUAAAAAACGACACAAAACAAAAAAUCUCUUUACCGAAUGGUGUGGUACAACCUAGAGACUUAAAGAAAAUCGACACUGCAAAGAAUCAAAUAAGACAAGAAAAAAAACAUGUUUUUCACGGACCAUCUUUGAGAGAUGAAAUGAAGAAUGCAAUAUUCGGUCAUGAAGUACCCAAACAGUUGACAGAAACUACAGUCCUACAAAGUGAGGCGACUAAUUUCGAAUCCAUACAGGAGCAUAAGGAAAUUUGUGAAAAAGAAAUACGAAACAAUAUAAAACUCAUGUACUCUUCAAGCAAUUCUAAAGAUGAUUUUAAUGCAAAAGAGGAAACAAAUUUCAUUCAACUUCAUGAACUUGACGUCCCAGUUAGUCGCAAACCAUCUCCAAAACCGAAACGGCGGUAUGACAAUCAUUCACACGGCCAAAAGAAUAUAAGUCCUUUUGUUAGGACAAAAAAUCACGUUCUUACGUUAGCACGCAUAUUAUCUUCCAAUUACGAGCAAAUAGUAAUGAAUUCUUUCAAAAAGCCUGAAAAGAAAAGAAAACUUCCUGGAAAAGUCACCAUUCCUGCUAACUUUGACUCAAAUGCAUCUCGAGAAUCGGUUGCUAUAGAAAGAGAGAAAAUUGUUCUUUUCCCUACUGUAAGCGUGUCAGAAAACAGGGAAAAGAUUGAAAGAAAAAUUGAAAAGAUAAAGAAAGCCGCUUUGAAUAUGCAACUAAAAUGGCAAUAUAAUCCAAAGAAUCGGUUAAAAAUUGAGAAAUAUUUGAGAUCACAAGCAAAAAAGAUGCAGGAUUUAGUAUGUGAUGAGCAAAGGUAUUUGAGACUUAGCAGAAACAACGUCAAACUUCACGCUUCAUUCACAAGUUUUUCAGAUAUAUGUUGCUGCUUUGUUGCCAAAACGAUGAACAAUUUCAUAACAGACGACCACAAUGUAAGCGAGUUCUGUCAAAGACCAGAGGAGCAAGCUGAGGAAUCUGAAGUUGCCGCAUUCAAUAAGAUAAAAUCAAGUGCAAAAACUGGUUUCAAUUUAAGAGACAUUCAAAACAUACCGCCAAAUAAAUUUAAAAAGUGUCAGCACGGCUAUUCUAGAACAAUACCUUCUGCAUAUUUGGAGUUAGGAAAUUUGCUAAGAUCGAAGUCGGAAAUCAAAUUAUCUGGAGACUUUUUAAAACAUGUUUCUUUCCAUAAUGAUGACUUAAAUUCUAAAAAGCAAUUUCUCGACUUAAAAAGCUAUAAUUUUGACUCUGAGAAGGCAAAGAAUUCAACUGAUACGUAUGCGGAUUUUGCAAACGUGAAAUCAAUGAUGCUACAGAGAUCAGUCAGUGAUUCGGUGAUAGUACGGAUUCAUAAAGCUUUUGCAAUUAAUAAUGUUGUCGAUAAUCAGUCUAGUACAUACCAUAAUGAAUCAAAAUUUCAAAAACUCUUUAAGCAAAAUUGUACACUGUUACAAAAUCAUGUUAGUGAAAAAUCACGAUUGCGUAACGAAAAGUCACGUAACAUUCAAUCAUUCAAUUUGCCAGAUAAUGCUCAAUUAUUCGAUACAAAACAAGAAACAGAAAUUAAAAAUUUAAACCAAUGCGAAACUCCGAAGAAACCUUCAAUACUUCGAGCUAGAAGUACGAGCAUUAUAGCCGACUGCGGAGAGAAAUUUUGCUAUGAUUUGAAGCAUUAUAUCAACCAUUUAGCAACGACACCUUUAGUUAAUUUCAAGGAAAAUAAUGGUAUGAAAUCGCUUUUUGAAAACACUCGUGCUGAUGAUAUAAAUGUUUCAUUAUCGUCAUUAACUCGUAACCAAACUCAUGAGAAAAGCUCUGAAAAUGGUGUUCAAAGAAGAAAUACCUUGUGCGGUGCUAUGCCAAAUAAUGAUCCACACUUGGAUGACUACCACUUAGGAAAUGAGGAUUUAGAAAGUUUUCUCUGGAAUUUUUACAAGGAACAGAACAGUCUGCUUUCAAAGGAACAAAAUGGUGCACAGUUUUCAAGUUCUCCAAACCUAAAUCCUUCUCCAAAAGAGAGUCUAAGGAAUGAAGAUAGCAAAAGUAUGAAUAACCUUCCCUCGGAAAUCAAUAUGCUUGAAAAAUAUUCAAUUCGUAAUUUUGAAAGUCGAUUAGCAUCUUCAACACAAACAUUGGAUGACAUUUACUCAUCCAACUUCGGAAAAGAAUUAAAUUUUCUGAGACAGAAUACCGUUAAUAAUGACUUGUCUGGAAAUUUGAACCAUACAAAAUCAAUGAGUGACGGAGUUCUAACAGAAGAAGAAAGAAACGAAAUCUUGCGAAAAUUUUUUACUGAAAAUGAAACAUCACACAUACACCUUUUGGAUCCUUGUAACAAUAAAACAGCAUCAUACUUUUCUGUGAUGUUAACUGAUUUAGAAAAAAAAGAGCAGCUUCAUCGAACAAAAGGUAAUAACAAGUCGCGACGAUAUUCAAGAAGGGUACCCAAUCUCGAAAAAAGAAGGAAGUCAGAUCACAAUGGAAAAUCUUUUCUGCAACUUUUAUCUUUAAAAAGGAUAGAAGAAGCAGAAAAAGAGCUUGAAAGAUCACAAAAAGCGAUUGUAGAUGAAAUUGAAGAAAAUCCCGGCUCACUUCUUGAAGCUUUGAAAACUUAUGGUUAUAAAAAUGUAAUUUCCCAAAGAUUUCAGGGCUCUGAACUGGAUUCAGAAGAUGCGUACAGCAUGAAGUACCCUUACUGGCUUAGUGCAAAAAAUCUCAAAGCUGAUAUUCCACACUUGCAGUACAGAUAUUAUGAUGCUUCUUACCCUCAGAGUGAUACGAACUGUCUAGAAUAUGAAGAUUUUAACUCAGCAGACAACAUUUCUUUCAGCAGUACACCGAUAUUUAACGAAAAUCCGCAUUCUUUUCAUAGUGGAGUGCUGCCGAACAUUCACAAUAAUAAAUUUACACCAAGAAGCGGAAAAGCCACAAAUUCUUAUGAAUUUCAUUAUAAUUUCAACGGAGGAGCAAUGUCAAGUCCAUACGAUUUCCAAUAUGAUUUUGAUGAAGGCACAUCACCAUAUUUUUACAAAACGGAACCUAGUUCUAAGCAAAAAGAAAACAAACAGACAUUUUAUGACUGGUUAUCGGCCAAUUUUGAUGAAUAUCAAAGUCCAAAAAAACUUAACCCUUCGGUAUUUAACCCAGAAGAAAAUAUAUACAGUGCUGAUAUUUCCAAAUCAUGUUCUUCUAUGAAGACAGAGAGGACAAGGUCUUUCGAAGAUGAACCUUUACCAGAUUUUUCAAAUAGAAACGAAAAUAUGUUUGCAAAUAACUUCGAAAAUUACGAAACUGAAAAAAAUAGAACUCUUGCAUCAGAUUACUCCGAGUAUAAAAAAGCUUGCACUGUUGAUAAAUGUCGUUUGACUUCGGCCAUUUCAAUUGAUGACGAUGAAAGAGAGGAGUCGGUGCAAGAUCGAAUUUGGAGGAAAAGCUUCUACUCGCGGUUUAAUAAUUCAGCAUUGUCAAGAAAGGAAAAGACAAAUUUCUUAGAAUCGGACUUUUCUUCAGAAAGUAGAGCCAACCAUUCGUACAUUUCUCCGAAGUUAAAAAAUUGCGAAAAAAAUGGAUUUCUUAAUAGCUAUGACCUUAGCAAAGCUACUCAAAUUAAACGAACUCCUUCUACAAAGAAGUACAGUUCGUCGAUUGACAAACUAAACAAUUCAAAAGGUAAAUAUUCAAAAUCUUUAUUCAAAGACGAAGCAGAGUUGAGCGCAGUAAAUAGUCCAUUCACGAAAAUAAAAAAUAAUAUUGCAAGAGAAGAAGAUUCUGAACCAGAACAUUAAAAGAAUUCCAUAUCUGAAUUUAAUUGCUUUUAGUUUAUUGAUUUCAAUACUUGAAGCUGCUGCAUUGGAGUCUGAAAGUUUAUAUAGAAUAUAAGUUUCAAGUUAUGUAUGAA
Uloborus diversus is the source of this 5084-nucleotide messenger RNA. RefSeq lists its product as uncharacterized. Gene Ontology annotation, molecular function: tau-protein kinase activity; ATP binding; protein serine/threonine kinase activity. Gene Ontology annotation, biological process: microtubule cytoskeleton organization; intracellular signal transduction; protein phosphorylation. Gene Ontology annotation, cellular component: cytoplasm. The record is from RefSeq and is a predicted model, not a curated record. The coding region runs from base 1 to 4971 and encodes 1656 amino acids. NCBI's taxonomy places the organism in Eukaryota, Metazoa, Arthropoda, Arachnida, Araneae, Uloboridae. The transcript is spliced from 8 exons.